Messenger RNA from Sinocyclocheilus rhinocerous, 1334 nucleotides. It is a transcript of the gene gpr173, whose product is annotated as G protein-coupled receptor 173. Gene Ontology annotation, biological process: G protein-coupled receptor signaling pathway. The transcript has a single exon. The record is from RefSeq and is a predicted model, not a curated record. Gene Ontology annotation, molecular function: G protein-coupled receptor activity. NCBI's taxonomy places the organism in Eukaryota, Metazoa, Chordata, Actinopteri, Cypriniformes, Cyprinidae. Gene Ontology annotation, cellular component: plasma membrane. The coding region runs from base 105 to 1268 and encodes 387 amino acids.
AAGGCAACCACGAGGACGGACGACAGCUCAACCGGAGGAGGCGGAGGUGGAGGAGGGAGUGGAGGAGCUGAAGGAGGAGGUGUGCGAUUUGAGCAGCAAAAGGGAUGGCCAACGGAAACGCAAGCAGCGAUGGGCCUGGGAACCCCUUGGCAGCCAUGGUGUCCACGACAGGUGGCGUGAUGGGUGGAGCACCUUCCUCGGCCGUGUCUACCUAUGUGAAACUUGUCCUUCUGGGUUUGAUCAUCUGCAUCAGCCUGGUGGGCAACUUAGUGGUAUCCCUGCUAGUGUUACGGGACAGAGCCCUACACAAGGCACCCUACUACUUUCUUCUGGACCUCUGCCUCGCCGACACCAUCCGCUCGGCGGUCUGCUUUCCCUUUGUCCUGGUGUCCAUCAAGAACGGCUCGGCCUGGACUUACAGCGUGCUCAGCUGCAAGGUGGUGGCCUUCAUGGCCGUCCUUUUUUGCUUCCAUGCUGCCUUCAUGCUGUUUUGCAUUAGCGUCACACGCUACAUGGCCAUCGCCCACCACCGCUUCUACUCCAAGCGAAUGACCUUCUGGACCUGCGUGGCGGUGGUGUGCAUGGUCUGGACUCUGUCAGUCGCCAUGGCCUUCCCACCCAUCUUUGACGUCGGCACCUACAAGUUCAUCCGCGAGGAGGACCAGUGCAUCUUUGAACAUCGCUACUUCAAGGCCAAUGACACGCUAGGCUUCAUGCUGAUGCUGGCUGUGCUAAUCCUGGCUACUCACGUGGUCUACAUGAAGCUCCUGCUGUUCGAAUACAAGCACCGAAAGAUGAAGCCGGUCCAGAUGGUUCCAGCCAUCAGCCAAAACUGGACCUUUCACGGACCUGGAGCCACAGGCCAGGCAGCCGCAAACUGGAUAGCAGGGUUCGGCCGUGGCCCAAUGCCCCCCACUUUAUUGGGCAUCAGGCAGAACUUGCACAACCAGAACAGACGCCUGCUAGGCAUGGAGGAGUUUAAGGCCGAGAAGCAGCUUGGCAGGAUGUUCUAUGUCAUCACCUUGUUUUUUCUGGUGCUCUGGUCCCCGUACAUUGUGGCCUGUUACUGGCGGGUCUUUGUGAAGGCGUGCACCAUCCCGCACCGGUAUCUUUCCACCACCGUGUGGAUGAGUUUCGCCCAAGCGGGCGUGAACCCCAUCAUCUGCUUUUUCCUCAACAAGGACCUGAAGAAGGGCCUGCUGGCCCACCUGCCUCCCUGCUGUAGAACUCCACCUCAACUGCCCCGUGAGCCUUACUGUGUCAUGUGAAGAUGAGUGUUCAUUCAUAAUGUUUUGGGGGUUUUUUUUCUUUCUCUUCUGGAUGGUCGGAGAGUG